This is a messenger RNA of Fomitiporia mediterranea MF3/22, 306 nucleotides long. RefSeq lists its product as uncharacterized. The coding region runs from base 1 to 306 and encodes 101 amino acids. The transcript is spliced from 2 exons. The record is from RefSeq and is a predicted model, not a curated record. Lineage: Eukaryota; Fungi; Basidiomycota; Agaricomycetes; Hymenochaetales; Hymenochaetaceae.
AUGCGUCUUGAUAUUGCACUCAUCUUCGCUGGCAUCGCCGUUUCUUCUGCUUCUGCCUCACUCUCCGAUAGGCAGCUGCCGCAGCUCCCUUUCCCGGCAUGCGGGACGGAUUGUUACAUAGAUUCCGUCGCGGGACUCGACUGCGGUCCAAGUCUUGACUUGUGUAUAUGCGAUUACAACGGAGCAUUGGAUACUUUCACUUCUUGCGUCAGAGAUGCAUGCCCCCCAAAUUUGGCUCUAGAAUGCUUGGAAAUUGUAGACCAAGCGUGCAAAGAGGCUAUCGACUUUUCGCUCCCUGCAGAAUGA